AUGGCCAGUGCGUUUGCCCGCCGGGGCGCCUCGCGGGCAACCGCGUACCUGUGCAGCGGAGGGCUCGCCCAGCGCGGGGCGGAGAUUCGCCAGUCGUUGCUGGGGCGGGCAGGUGUGCGAGAGUCGGCGGGGUCUGAGGGCUGGGGCGCGGGCUGGGGAGCGGCAGGCGGGCGGGCGUACCAGUCCUCCCCGCCGGGCGGGUCGGACGCGACGCCGGAGAAGGACGCUGCGGCCUGGCGCGCCCUGCACGGCUCCGGCAACAUGCAGAUCAACCCGUGCAACUCCCCGCACCACCCCGCGGCCCGCGCCGGCGUGGCGGCCCCGUCCGGCAAGGAGCGGUCUAUUCAAGAGUCGUACACGCCCAACGGCAAGUGCUUCGGGUGCGGGCCGACCAACGCGAACGGUCUGGGCCUCAGGAGCUUCCGGAGCAACCAGCCUGGCGCGUUCGAGGCCGAGGUGACGAUCCCGCCGCACUUCGAGGCGUUUCCGGGCGUCAUGUCGGGCGGCGUGCUCGUCACCCUCAUGGAGUGCCACGGCAACUGGUCGGCGGCGGUGGCGCUCAUGGACCAAGGCAACCUGCCACGGCCCGCGCUGACGCUGACGGCGGGCAUGAACGUCAAGUUCAAGGACCGCGUGGCGGCGGGGCGGCCGGUGUUCGUGCGGUCCAAGAUCGUGCGCAUCUCCCAGGACAUCACCAAGUCGGUCACAGCCAAGCCCACGGUCGAGGUGGAGCUCUCCGUGAGCACGCGCGACGACCUCUCGGGGCAGCUCAAGGUCUGCGCGCACGGCACGGGGUACUUCAAGAAGCUCGGCGCGAUGCGGCCGAUGUGA
Molecule: messenger RNA, 831 nt
Organism: Pedinophyceae sp. YPF-701
Lineage: Eukaryota; Viridiplantae; Chlorophyta; Pedinophyceae
Source: the annotation of a GenBank genome assembly